Molecule: messenger RNA, 2251 nt
Organism: Porites evermanni
Lineage: Eukaryota; Metazoa; Cnidaria; Anthozoa; Scleractinia; Poritidae
Source: the annotation of a GenBank genome assembly
AUGACUCCGAUACACAGACAAUUGCUCUAUCUUUUCCUUUUUGGUUACAUUUUGGAAGCAGUAAUUGCAUCAGAUGGUGUUGGAUUGGCAGAUUUGGCAAAAGUUUUAGGACAGCUAGCCGGCGGAGACAAUUGUGUAUUUAAAUGUCCCAAAGGUAAGAUCUUCCAACGACCGGUUUGAAGCGCCUCGAUAAAUAGCAAAAUAGACUCUACUUUAAGAGUAACUAACACCUUACUGAAACAGACUACAAGUGCUUGUUUGAAAGAGACAGCUAAUAUAUAUAUAUAUAUAUAUGUGUGUGAUUUGGUUUAAUACGCUACACUGACUGCUCCUAUUAUUGCCUUAUAAAAGUCAUGUAAAUAAUUAGCACGGUGACGGUCAUUAAUAAUGGUUCCGAAUGUCACACCAGAAGCGAUCGACUAGACUACCUUGGACCGAUCUUAAGGCGCCCUAAACACCCGAUAUUCCCACCGUUAUUUCCUUUUUUUAGUCAUUAUCCUAACUAUGAAAAAACAUAGCAAACAAAGUUGUGCACAAACAUAACAUCAUUCCUUCAGCAGGUUUCAAAUAAGAUGACCUGGUGUAUUUUGAUUGGUUGCCCAUAUGGUCCAUUUAUUUACUCACCUGUGAAAUUGACCGUAGGGUACGUAACCAAAAGUAACUAAUGCUUUCAAGAAUAUUUUUUUUUUAAAUAAAGAAAAAAAGUAUAUUCCUCUCACAUACAUUUUUGAAACUGAUAAUUUCUUUUUUUGACAGGACACAAACCUCUUGCUAAUCCAAAACACAUACCAUCAUCAGAUGGCUGUGGUUCCAUGGGAAUCAAGGUAUAAUAAUUCUGAAACUACUUUAACCCUAAUAUCAGUGUGUUUAUUAUUCACUCUGUUCCCAACACAUUCUUGUUGAAACGAAUGAGAAUUUAUUCAACAAUCAAGUCCAUUUUUAAUAGGAGGCAAGUGUACCUUUGCUUCCUGCCUCCAAGGCCCCCAAGUGACCUCCAAGGUUAUUACAACUAAAAGCGUGGAACAUUUCAAAGAGCCUGUGAACAGGCUCAGAAUUGGAGCAGGGCAAAAAAAUGGCAAGUAGAGCUAGAGUGUGACCAAUAAUAAAUUUUUCACCCCACUCCACUUGGGAGCCUGUUCACAAUCUACUUUCAAUAGAUUUGACUUCUUAAGUUUUUUGUGUAUUUCAGAUUGUAAAAUAUAGUUUAUGUCCAAAAUAGUUUUGAGUGAAACUGGGGUGUGGCAAGAAGAAAUGCUAGCCUGACUGAUAAUUCUUUAACCAUGGGCUAUAGAUGGAACUUCUGUUGUGAAAAUCAAGAUAAGCAAUACAACUAAAGACAUUUUUGUUGUGUUGUCACUUACACACAUGCACUGUCAUUACUUAAAGUGGGCAUAUACCAUCCCUGUUGCAGUUAAUUUCUGUUUUUCCUUUGUAUUAAAUUCAUUAGCAUACAUUACCAUACCUAAAAACAAUGGAAAAAUAAAAAUUAACUGAAAUAAAAAAUUAACUACAACAUCCCCCUCUAUAUUGUGUUUAUUUCUUUUCUGCAGCUUGACACAACUCACUUUGCUGGCUUUACCAGAUGCUGUGACCUCCAUGACAAAUGCUAUGACACAUGUAACAAUGACCGCAACCAAUGUGAUGAAGAUUUUAAAUCUUGUCUAGACAAUGAGUGCCUCUUAACAGGACUUGGCAAUCGCCUGCCUAAAGAAGAGCUGGAGGCUUGUCAGAAAUCUGCAGACCUUAUGUAUUCAGGGACUUAUGCUCUAGGGUGCAUGUCUUACAAAGAAGCCCAGAGAAAUGCAUGUCUCUGUAAUGGAAGAAAAAUAACUAAGAACGAAAUGGACGAACUUGAGAGAGAUGAGGAAUUAUAACCCAUCAUAAAAUUAAUACUAGUUGUAUAUCUACUUUCAAUUCAAUUUAUUUAUUUGAAAAGUACAUAUUUGAUAGUGAAUCAGCCUAUAAGGCUUUUGCCUUUCCUCGCUUUUGUCUUAAUCAAAGAAAAGAAAGUUACAACCAUGAGUAAAAAAGCCAGGAAAGCCAUCUGUUAUACACAGGUAAUAGCAGAUUUGAUACUUAAAGCAAAUAACAUUUCACCUCAAAUGAGCAGCACAAGUACAAGGCAACAUCCAUCACAUUUCCUUUUUUCCAAUUUCUUCAAAGAUUCUGGUGGUCUGCUAGUGUUCAUAUUUGUGCUAUUUUUAAUAAAAAAAUCAUGAAACUUCUUUUUGGCAAUUUAAUAAUUCUUUUU